AUGCAGAAGAUUCCUUACGCUUCGGCUGUGGGGAGUCUAAUGUAUGCUCAGGUAUGUACACGUCCGGAUAUUGCGUACAUUGUUGGCAUGUUAGGCAGAUAUCUAAGUAACCCUGGAAUGGAUCAUUGGAGAGCAGCCAAGAGGGUUAUGAGAUAUUUACAGAGAACAAAAGAGUACAUGCUUACAUAUAGGAGAUUGGAUCAGUUAGAGUUCAUUGGGUAUUCCGACUCUGAUUUUGCUGGAUGCCAAGACAGCAGAAGAUCCACAUCAGGCUAUAUUUAUCUGUUGGCUGGUGGAGCAAUUUCAUGGAGGUCUGCCAAACAGACACUCGUAACUUCAUCCACCAUGGAAGCAGAGUUUGUAGCAUGUUAUGAGGCAUCCAAUCAAGGAAUAUGGCUACGAAAUUUUGUCACUGGGCUGCGUGUUCUGGAUGGUUAG
Vitis riparia (riverbank grape) is the source of this 438-nucleotide messenger RNA. Its product is annotated as secreted RxLR effector protein 161-like. The coding region runs from base 1 to 438 and encodes 145 amino acids. The record is from RefSeq and is a predicted model, not a curated record. NCBI's taxonomy places the organism in Eukaryota, Viridiplantae, Streptophyta, Magnoliopsida, Vitales, Vitaceae. The transcript is spliced from 2 exons.